AUGGGCUCUCCCCCCGCUACCGAGAGCAUUGCAGCAGACUCAAAACUGCAGCCAUCUCCAGUUGACGCGCAGGGCAGGCACAGCGGAGGGCGUGGCGACCCAAGCAGCGGCAACUCCAGCAGCGGCUCCUUCCUCCACCUCAACAACUACACUGGGAACUCAGGCACGGCAGCCAGCACGCCCUUCCCCCCCGUCGAGCAUACCGGAGCCUUCGACGGUUCGGGAGUGGUCACCAUUGACCUCGAGAAUUCUGUGCAAGUCUUCAACACCAUCAAGCGCAAGGUGCAGAAGAGGAGCGGCCACCUCUACAUCGGCCUUGACCUCGAGUACUGCGCAAGCUCCGCCACUGACCUGGACCAUCGCCCGUUCUGCCCCAACGACUGGUAUGAGUACCUGAAGAAGUAUGUCAACGAAGGUGCGCUUGUCCAAAUUGGUCCUGCUCUAGCGUUCGAGGGUCCGGUACCAUCUCCUGUGGAGGCAUACCAGGUGAAUGUGCAUAUUGAUGUCCAAUCCGGUGGAUAUCACCCAUCUGCAGUCGAUUUCCUGGAGAGCCAGGGGCACAAGUUGGCAGAGUAUAGGGACAGGGGCGUGAUGCCAGAGUGGCUAUUUGCAGAUGUGCUUAGCCACUUGCCCUUCGGUGAUGAUUCUGUAACCUGGAUCACCUUUCAUGGAGACAGGGAUGUGGGGUUCCUUCUCAGGUUGCUUAUUGCCGGAGGCAGAGGAACAUUGCCCUCAGACAAGCUCACAUUUCUACAUGUGUUUCGUGACAAAUUUCCAUUGUUCUACGAUGUCAAGGUGCUUGCUCAGCUAGUGCAGCCAAGGUUUGCUGGCAAGCUAACCAAGUUGACAAAGUUGCUUGGUGUACAGAGGCAAGGAGAGGAACACUUUGCAGGGUCCGACGCUCUGCUGACACUUGGCUACUUCAACAAGAUUGUGGAGAUCUCGGCCAAGACUAACAUAGUGUCCAGAAUGGGUUUGCUAUCUGGUCUGGAGGAGCUAGAGCUUUCCAUGACUUGCGGGAAAUCAGUGAACGAUUCUGGCAUCAAUGUCUUAAAGGUUACGGCGCAUAACUACGAUGAGGAGGCAGCACGGAUCUCUGACCUUGUGGGGAACAAUUUUCAGUUCGUCGCAAUGCAGGUACUCUUACCAGCGUCUCAAGACAUCCUAGGUACCUCUGCUGGAGCUCAGUCCAGCUAUGAGAGAGUGAAGAAAGUGCUGGAUAGUGUUGACAGGUUUGAUCUGCUCAUAGCGUUCAUGAACGCUGAAGGGGUCUUGGGGCAUGGGCGGGUGUGGCAAUUCAGCUUCAAUCUGAGGCUGGAUGGUGCUGAUCAAGAUGCAUACGUGUGUCCCCGUCGGCUGGCUUGCGUUUUAGCUUCUUCUGGAGUGACCCACCGCCCCAAUACGGUCUGGGUCACAGUACAUGGGGCGUAUGGCAUUGCCUGCCUUCUCAAGGCUUUUCUUUCCCCAGUUGACCUUCCUCACGCCUACAGAGAUUUUAUCAUCAGCCGUGCUGCUUGUUUUCCAUGCCUUUAUGACAUUGGCUUGCUUGCCAAUUCAGCACGAGACUUGGCGCUUCUGCCUACAGGAUGUAACGGUGGACUGGGCCACAUAUCCAGUGCGCUUGGUGUCCUCGAGGAUCCCUGUGAGGUGGUAACUCUCCUACGAACCUUCAAUGCAUUCCAAGCAAGACCAGAUUUCCAGAGCUUUGUGCCCGGUGGGCUCAUGGAGCGAUGCUGCCCUGCAUGCCUGAACAUGCAGUGACUGACCUUAUGCUUACGCCUACAAUACCCCUGGUGUUGCAGUUCUGGUGCCCAUGCUGUA
Messenger RNA from Triticum aestivum (bread wheat), 1821 nucleotides. RefSeq lists its product as uncharacterized. Gene Ontology annotation, cellular component: CCR4-NOT complex. The record is from RefSeq and is a predicted model, not a curated record. The transcript is spliced from 3 exons. The coding region runs from base 1 to 1761 and encodes 586 amino acids. Gene Ontology annotation, molecular function: nucleic acid binding; poly(A)-specific ribonuclease activity. Lineage: Eukaryota; Viridiplantae; Streptophyta; Magnoliopsida; Poales; Poaceae.